AUGGACCGCUCCGGCGAAUUCCAGAAGUGGAAGGCCCAGAGCCUGAGCAAGGUGGAUCUGAGCCGGAAGGGCAGCGUGGACGAGGACGUGGUGGAGCUCGUGCGGCUCCUGAACAGCCGCGAGCAGUUCUUCACCACGAGCUCCUGCGCCGGCCGCAUCCUGCUGCUGGACCGGGGCAGCGAUGGCUGUGAAAUCCAGAAGCAGAACUGUUCCUGGCUGCUGGUGACGCACCGACUCUGUGCUAAGGAUGACGUGCUCUCAGCUCUGAAGAAAGCCCAAGGCGAUGCUGUACUGAAAUUCGAGCCUUUUGUCCUUCACGUCCAGUGUCGGCAGCUGCAGGAUGCCCAAGUCCUGCAUUCAGUGGCUGUAGAUUCUGGAUUCAGGAACUCUGGCAUCACAGUUGGAAAGAGAGGGAAGACCAUGCUGGCUGUCCGGAGCACCCAUGGCCUGGAAGUGCCAUUGAGCCACGAGGGAAGACUGAUGGUGACUGAGGAAUACAUUGAUUUCUUGUUGAAAAUAGCCAAUCAAAAAAUGGAGGAAAACAAGAAAAGAACCGAAAGGUUUUACAGCCGCCUCCAGCUGGCCCUGGAAAGAGAAGAGGCCGGUGGUCUGCAUCCUGAGACGAAAAAGAUGACUCACCCUGUGUACACUCACAGGAGAAAGAGGAAAACCGGAAAAAUCCACGGCCAAUGUGGCCCUCCAGAGACACAGAAAGACUUUGAAAGUGAUGAGGACGAUGCAGAAAUCAGUCUCAAUUUUUUCCCUGAAAAUUAUUAAUAUUUGACUCUAAAAUGCCUUUGCAGGAAGACAUUUUGUGGCCCUUUGAAUUUUUGCUCUUUAUAAGAGUGAUUUCUUUUGCUAAGGUCUGAAAUCAAUUCAUAAAAGCAACGUCUCCCAGGUAUGCUUUAGAUUUGGAAUGAAAUCUGUUUUAUAAACAUGGGCAUUUUGUAAACAGCACUGCAUAAUGCCAGUGUGAAAGCUUCUCCAGGUGAAGCCUUUCUGGAUCCUUUGGCCCAUCUUUAUACACCAUGAUGUGAAGGCCCCCACUAUCGCGAUAACCUUCCCCUGGACACUCCUGAGCUUUUCUCUGUCAUUCCUAAAGUGGUGCCCAGAACUGUAGAACUCCAGAGGUGGCCUGCCCGGGGAGAGGACCAAAGGAGGGUCACCAUCCUUGCUUUAGACAUGAUGAGUCUCUUAAGGCACCCUCCGAUGGCACAGGCUUACCUGCUGCCUUGUUGUUCUCUGGACUCCUGUCGCACUUGCUGGCUAUUAAAAUAUCCAGAGCUUUUUCUGAUUCAC
Molecule: messenger RNA, 1299 nt
Organism: Trichosurus vulpecula (common brushtail)
Lineage: Eukaryota; Metazoa; Chordata; Mammalia; Diprotodontia; Phalangeridae
Gene: TYW3
Product: tRNA-yW synthesizing protein 3 homolog
Exons: 6
Coding region: 1-777 (258 amino acids)
Biological process (GO): tRNA methylation
Cellular component (GO): cytoplasm
Molecular function (GO): tRNA methyltransferase activity
Source: RefSeq, a predicted model, not a curated record